Aplysia californica (California sea hare) is the source of this 2026-nucleotide messenger RNA. Its product is annotated as tRNA wybutosine-synthesizing protein 3 homolog. Gene Ontology annotation, biological process: tRNA methylation. The transcript is spliced from 7 exons. Gene Ontology annotation, molecular function: tRNA methyltransferase activity. The record is from RefSeq and is a predicted model, not a curated record. Gene Ontology annotation, cellular component: cytoplasm. Bases 157 to 873 code for a protein of 238 amino acids. NCBI's taxonomy places the organism in Eukaryota, Metazoa, Mollusca, Gastropoda, Aplysiida, Aplysiidae.
GCAAACAUUGAAACAACUAACAUUACUAACAACACUGCGUCAAGAAAGAUUUUAUGAUCUAGAUUUAGAUCUAGAGUAUAGAUCUAGAUCUAGAAUUUCUGUCUGUCUUGAUUGGUUGUGUUAUGAUUUUGAAUCUAUUGGAGGCUUGAAUGAACCAUGGAUUUUACCGAACUAAAAGCCCGCAGACUUGAAGAUGAGGAUCUAUCGCGCAAGGGGUCCAUAGAUAAACCAAUCGUAGAGCUGGUUAAUGUUAUAAAUUCCAUGUCCCGUUACUGCACAACCAGUUCUUGUUCAGGAAGAGUGAUUCUCUUCGAAAAUAAUUCUGAGGGAGUUCAGAAGAAAGGCUGCAAGUGGCUGCAUGUAUCUCAUGAACUAGUUAAAGCCCAAAACAUUCUGAAGGCUCUGGAGGAUAUUACCCAAGAGGCUGUGUUCAAGUUUGAGCCGAUGGUCAUGCACAUUCAGUGUGAUUCACUUUCAGCUGCACAGCAGAUGCACCAAGUGGCAGUGGCAGCUGGCUUUAGGAAUUCGGGCAUCACAGUGGGUAACAAAGGAAAGACAAUGGUGGCUGUAAGAAGCACUCAUGGACUGGAAGCACCACUAUCUGACCAAGGAAAACUGCUGGUCUCGCAUGACUAUGUGGAGUAUCUGACAGAAUGUGCCAACAAGAAGAUGGAAAUGAACCUUUCUCGGAUUGUGAGGUUUAUGGAAAAUGUGAAAGAGCUGUCAGAGCGGCCAGAUGUCCCUAUAGGUGCGAAACACAGAAAGAAAAAGGAGAAACCUCCCAGAGUGGACAAGUCUGAGGCCGGGAAAAAGUCUCCUGCUAUUUUGUGUGAACCAGAUAGUGAUGUGAUGUCAAUAUUUGGUGACUCCUGACGUCAGUGGCUUGGUUUUUAUAUGUGUGUGUGUACAAGGUGCAGAGAGGAGUAGAGGUGUUCAUAUGUCCAAAGAUGUGUGUGAUUGAAAUAAUAAUAUUUGUGAUUGAGAAGUAUUGAUAUUGCCAAGUGCAAACUUUUUUUUUGACCCUCUGACUCUCGUCAUUGCAACUUUUGCUAUAUUUUUUUGUGUGCCACUUCUGACUCCUGUCAUCAUACUUGUGAUAUAAUAUUGAAUUUCAGAACGGUUUGUCCUGCAUUAGCACCGCAACUGCUGUUACCAUCUGUUCAACAACUGAAACUUCCUUUUUCUCGUAAUUCAAACUGGAACUCUGUAGUGUAAAAAUUUUUGUCUGUUCCCUUUUCGGUUAAUUAAAACUGGAACUCUUUUGUGUAAACUCUUCUACCUGUUCCCUUUAAUUCAAACUGGAACUCUUUAGUGUAACAAGAUCCAUUUUAACCUGCUAACCUGAGCACUGAACACCAUUCCUGUGACAUUGUUAGGUUGAUGAAGACAGAGAACUUUUUUCUCUUUUAGAGAUCCUUUAAUGUCUGGAUGUUUGUCUGGAGUGAAUUCUUUUCCAUGUUAUGUUCAUUGAUAAAUGAAACAAUCUGUAACAUAAUAGGGGAAAGGUAUGGUCAAAUUAAAACACUAAUUAAGAACAUUAGUUUCUGUUUCUUUUUAAACAAACCUUGAUAUGUAUGUGCUGAAACUCCCAAUUUUUAUUAAAAUCUUUGGACAAGUAUAGACAGUGUGACUUUCAAAUGAUACCCAGGAGUUCGUUCAGCCCAAAUUACUGGUACUCAGUGAGUUAAUGAUGGACAGUUUGGAAUCAAUAGACUAAGUGUGAACAUCAAGUAGCAAGGACACUACGUAAGUGAGCACCAUGUGCUAGUUUUUCUUGUCCUUUGUCCUCAUGAUGAGUAUUUUCAGCGUCUAUAGUGUAGCAGUUAGACACUUUGCUGUGACACACGGGAGAGCGUAGUUCGACUCCUGAGUGGGGAGAAAUAUUUAUUAAGUAUCUCUGUCUUUCUGCUAGGAUGUUGUAUUCUUCUCAGCCUGUGUUGGGCCUGACAACUAAAUAAUCCAGAUUGUGUUGAUAGGGGUGUAAAAACACCUACAUUAAAAAAAAAUAAAAAAUAUUGUGAAUGAU